This is a messenger RNA of Stylonychia lemnae, 2718 nucleotides long. Lineage: Eukaryota; Ciliophora; Spirotrichea; Sporadotrichida; Oxytrichidae. The record is from the annotation of a GenBank genome assembly.
AUGGUCUAAGAUCAGCUUUAAACUUAAGGAAUUAAACGUAGUAGAAAGCGUUCAAUAUCAUUGAGAAAUUAAUAAGAACUUCAAGAAAUGAGAGAGAAAUUACAAAAGUAACAUCAAAAGUCAAAUUUGCUGUAAAAACUAAAUAUUAAAUUAAUUAGACCUUUUAACCUUAGAGAAAUCGACAAUUUAUAGCAAUUUAAAGUUUCUCAAUGGGGAUGCAAUUACUUUUCUGAAUAGUUUAUGAAUUCUAAAGAUCAUACAAAGAGAGAAGAUGAGAAGACUGAGUUAGAAAAGCUCAAUGAUGAGUUAAAAGUUGAAGGAUAGAUAAAAAACGGAAUUUUCGAUAAUUUUUUCUCCUUUUUCAGGCCAUCAUUCAUUAGUUAAACUAUGAUGGUUAGUGAAAAUAGAUUAAGUUAGAAUGAUGAGCAUUCAAUUAGGAAAUUACCAACCUCUGAGGAAGUAUGUAUUAAGGAGAAAUCAAGGCAUUGUGAGAAAAAGAAAAUAAGUGAAGAGAUUUUUUUCAAAACUGACUUCUUUUAAAAUGAACUACAAUUUAAAUUUUCAAGAACACACAAGGGACUACCCAGAAAGAAAUUCCUUAUUUACCCUGAUAGUGCUUUUAAGAUCAGAUGGGAUCUCUUGAUUACUAUGUAUUAUAUUUAAUAUAUUUUAUUUUUUAGGUUGCUUCUAUACACGUGUAUUCAAUGUCCAUACUCAAUUGCAUUUCUGGAUAAUCCAGGCAAUAUAUGGAUAAUAGUAAAUGCUAUUGUAGAUUUCUUGUUCCUUGUAGAUGUAGCAGUUAAUUUUUUCUCAGCAUUCUAUGAUAAGGAGCUUGAAUUAAUUGAUGAUAAAAAAGUAAUAGCUAAAAGCUACAUAAGCUCUUGGUUUGCUAUUGACUUUUUAUCCAUUAUUCCGUUCGACAUGCUAUAUGAUACAAGUGGAUUUAACAGAAUGUCUAGAGUUGUGAGAAUAGGAAAAAUCUACAAAAUAGUAAAAAUGACUAGGAUGGUGAGAAUGCUGAAAAUUGUAAAGGAGAGAAAUAAGUUUGUCAAGUAUCUGAACUAGGCACUCUAAAUUGGAAUAGGAUUCGAGAGACUAAUAUUUUUGCUCAUAAUAUUCUUGGUUAUGUGCCAUGUUACUGCUUGUUAUGGCGACAUCCAUGCUUACAGUAUAGGUGAAAAAUACAUGUCUAUUAUUCUCAUGAUUAUCGGAGUAAUCUCUUUUUCAUUCGCAACAGGAGCUCUUUCAAAUAUUAUUUCAAAUUAUGAUGCAUCUCAAGCUUAGUUAAAAGAAAAAAUGGCUACUCUAAACGAUAUAAGGACUAAAUACUUGAUUGAUCCUGAACUUUUUGAUGAAUUAAGAAAAACUAUAAAAUACGAUCAUAGUAAAAACUUUCAUGAUGUGACUAAAUUCAUGAAUGAAUUACCUUAUAAACUAAAAAUUGAACUCGCUCUUGAAAUACACAAAGAUAUAUACAGAGAGAUUGAAUUCUUCAAAAAACAAGAUAAAAACUUCAUCGUAUGGGUAUGCCCACUACUUAGGCCAUUCUUAGUUUCAGAAUAAGAUUAUAUCUAUAAAGAAGGCGAUGAUAUAAAGGAAAGAGUUGCAGGCUACGUUAUUCCGAGAUUUGACAACACUGUUUAUAUCUAGAUAGAUAAGGGUGACCACUUUGGAGAACUUGACCUUGUAUACGAUCCUAAAAUACUAAGCUUAACAAUCAAUAUCAAGAAAAAAGCUUAAAAGAAUAAGGACAUAUUUAGAAGAUUCUCAGUUCAAGCGAUAAUAAACUGUGAACUGCUUAUUCUAACUUUAGACGAUAUCGAUAAGAUGAAAUUAGAAUUUCCUGAGGUAUUCGACGACCUCUUUAAUAACAGUCUCAAAAGAUUAGAAAAAGUUCUCAAACUUAAAAUUGAUGCAGUUGAGUAAUGUGAGUCAGUUGCUAUUAAGAACAUUAAUAUGUAGAAUAGAAGAUUUUCUGUAUUUACUAGACUCUAACAAGCAAUGAGUAAAGAAAAUGACAAAAGAUCAGAGUACAUAUAGUAGUACAAAACUUAAAGAUUAAAGAGAAAUUUAACCAUCUCAGAUGUUUAAUAGAUUGCGAAUUUUUCAACGAAUAAAGCUUCAUUGAAACAAAUUGAUGAAGAAAUAGAAAGUUAGGAAUCAUCUGAUGAGAGUUCAAGUUCUAAUUCAUUGAAUGAUGAUGAUGAAAAUGAGGAGAUGAAAAGUGAUUUACAUUUUAACCAAACCAUAAGAGACAAAUCUAUAAUAAUUGACAAAAAGAAGAAAAAAAUGAGGAAAUCAGUUACUAGAGAUGAUGUUACAAAUAACGAGAUCGAUAAUCUUUAUGGCAAUAAAAAGGUGAGUAAAAAGAAUAAAUCAAUAAUGGAAGAGAGUAGCAGUGAUAGCAAAAGUGUUACAUCAGAGGAAAGCUAUACCUUUAAAGAAUCAAAGUCAAAAUCUCAAAAAAGCUAAAAGAGUGCUAUCAGAAAAUAGAUGAGGAAAAAGAUUAGCCACAUAUUUUCAAGACAUAAAAUGUCAGUAAGUAUAAACUCAAUGGCGACAUUUAAAGAGUAGCUUGAUAAAUAAAGAAAACAUGCUUUGAAUCUUAAUAAAAGAGUAGAUGAUAUUGAAGGGAUGAUGAAAUAGAUGAUGGGCCAUAUGAUUUUUAUGAAGGAUUCAAUUAUUGAAAUAAAAGAUCAUAUAAAAGGAGAAUAAUGA